UCUUUGUUGUUUCCAUGUCAACAAAUGGCGUCGAGCAGGUGGUCAUUGCAUAGUUUUUUUGAUAAAACAAGGGUUUUUUUUCGAUGCUUCAAAAUACAGAUCACUAUGGAAUAAAAGAAAUUGUAUCAAAUUUGUAAAGUGAGAUGGCGACAGGAGGCUGGGGUAAGCGAGCAGCUACCCGGAUUGACAGGACUCAGUUUGAACAUGACGAGUUGCUCAAAUCGUUGGGCACACAGUUCAAUGUGGAUUUUACUGUGUAUGAACAGUGGCAAAGACAAACCAAGGUUGUGAGACCAUUUGUCAAACAAACAUCAGUUAGCGAAGGUACCUUUACUGUUGGACAUGUCAAGACGACAGAUUCACCCAAACAACUGACAACUCAGAAAGAGAAGAAGAUCGCUGCCAAGUUGGAGGAGGAUGAGAAGCGCCGACAGGAACGCAUGAAGAUAUUGAAGUUAAGACUGAAGACAAGAAAACAAACACUAGAUGAAUAUUUGAAAAGAUUUCAAACGCUUUUGGAUGAGAACAUUAAGCUGAAAGCAUUUAUAGAUGGAGAUGAAAAAAACACACAUGAUGGUGUGAAAAAAAUGUUGAGAAGAUAUGAAAAAUAUCGGGGAGGUAUGAUAACUUUAAAUACAAACUUCGUAAAAGAACUGGCUGAAGUGAAAACUGAUUUUGCGGAAACUAAGAAAAGACUUAAAACCGAUAUCACAGUUUUAGAGAAGCGCAUUUCAGAAGUUGACGUCAAACUUCAGGCCCAGCAUGAUGAAUUGAAAGUUUUGUUGAGUUACAAAGACAAGGAGUAUCCAGUAAAAGCGAUAAAGAUAUCAAAUCUUCAGAAGGAGAUCGAAAACCUCCGCGUAUCAAACAGGGAAGAGAUGGAAGAACUGGAACAUAUAAUUAAUACAGAAGUUACGAAGCAUGAGAAAUCAAGAAUACAGCUCACAAAUAAAAUUACAAGAAACGUAACAGAGGCUGAGGAGGAUGAGUCGCGAAGAGUAAGUUGCACAGAUUUUAACGAUGAGGGGGAGUGUUGUGUCUCACUGGAAAGGGCAAGUCAUAUCAUAGAGACUGCAGUUGAUAUGAUGCAUCCGAGUUUAAAGGAAAUGGCCUUACAAAACAUGGUGAUGACAAAGGAAAUAGAAUUUCAUUUGAAAGAGCAGGAAGAAGUGGAAAGUGCUAAUAAGGUUUUGGAAGAUAGUAUCAAGGAACUUCUACGAGAUCCAAAGACUAACACCAGACUUCAAAUGUUUCCCGAAUUCUUUCCUACUCGAGAAAAAUGUACUCCAGAUAUGGACGUAGUACUGGAUAUCCCAACAAAGGAAUGGCUGCCAAUCUGAACGUUCGACUCUUUAGUUCACUGGAGUCAAGCGAAACCUUCUGAAGAUUUCACAGUAUGUUCAGGUGGAAAAACAGACAACUUGUUCAUGCAAUUUGUUUCAAGGCAAUGAUGGUGUUUAUCACAUACAUGAAGAAAAAAAAAGAGAGAGUAUUUUUGCUGUCUUUCUGGAAUAUUAUUACUACCGGUAUUUGAGAAAUAUGGGUUACUAUGUACUCCACCGAAAUAUGAAAUGUGUAUAUUGUAUGUUGACAGUUAUUAGUAUUCAAAGAAUACUGGUUACCCUAUCUGUGAUUUGUGCACAAUCUGUCUGGAAUAUUAAAUAACUAUUCUAAAAAUAUUAGUUACCAUGAAUAUAACAGAAGUGUUAUUUGUGAAUUCUCCAUUUUGAAUGUUUUUGGUAUUGUUUAGAGAGUAAGUGAGACUUUGUGACAGUCUAUGAUGUUUUUUUGUUUGUUAAUUAUUCAAAAAAUAUUAGUUACAAUGAAGGUAACAGAAGUGUAAUUUGUGAAUUCUCUGUUUUGAAUGUUAUUAUUGUUGUUUAGUGAGUAAAUGAGAUCGUGUGAUUUGUGCAGUCUGUGAUAUUUUUUGCAGGGCUUGAACUUUAGAAUUUGUUUCCCAUGGCAAUUUUUAAAAGGGUGAAACAGUCUAAUGAUGGCAAUUUUGAGCCUGCCUAUGGCAAUUUUUUUUUUAAAGACAUUUGCAGAAAAUAAACCUGACUGAAAGGCUAUCUUGUUAUAUGU
This is a messenger RNA of Gigantopelta aegis, 2082 nucleotides long. RefSeq lists its product as uncharacterized. The record is from RefSeq and is a predicted model, not a curated record. NCBI's taxonomy places the organism in Eukaryota, Metazoa, Mollusca, Gastropoda, Neomphalida, Peltospiridae. Bases 144 to 1340 code for a protein of 398 amino acids. The transcript has 13 exons.